Molecule: messenger RNA, 1259 nt
Organism: Xenopus laevis (African clawed frog)
Lineage: Eukaryota; Metazoa; Chordata; Amphibia; Anura; Pipidae
Gene: rpp30.L
Product: ribonuclease P/MRP 30kDa subunit L homeolog
Biological process (GO): tRNA processing
Cellular component (GO): nucleolus; nucleolar ribonuclease P complex
Molecular function (GO): RNA binding
Source: RefSeq, marked provisional
GACGUCUGGGAUUUGUUGUACCUUCAGAAGUCAAGAAGCUGCACGUGAUUGGUACUGCGGGAUUUUUAAGAGAAUUGGAACUGUCGGGCAGUCUGACACAGCAGUCUUGUGACCGGAAGCUAACAUGGCCGCGUUUGUAGAUCUGAACGUUACAAAUUGUAAAGAUGUGAAGAAGCUGCAGAGUAUGAUAGAGAUGGCAGCGCACCUUGGAUAUUCUACUGUUGCCGUAAAUCAUGUUUAUGAAUUUGAAAGUAAGAAAAUGGAAAUUGGAAAACCAAUAUCCACAAAAGAAUUAUUUUCAACUCCACCUACAGUCCAGGGAAAAUGCAGACCCAUCAAAAUCCUCACCAGACUAACGAUAAUUGCAUCAGACCCCUCUCACUGCAACGUGCUGAGAUCAACCUCGCCAUCUACUCGGCUGUACGAUAUUGUGGCUGUUUUCCCAAAGACAGAGAAGUUGUUUCAUGCUGCUUGCACCAGUAUUGAUGUGGAUCUCAUAUGCAUCAACGUAACAGAAAAAUCGCCUUUCUUCUUCCGAAGGCCGCCUAUUAAUGCUGCAAUACAACGGGGCAUCUUUUUUGAACUUGUUUAUACCCCUGCAAUCAAAGAUUCAACUUUAAGGAGAUACACCAUUUCCAAUGCACUCAGCCUAAUGCAGGUCUGCAAAGGAAAGAACAUUAUUAUAUCAAGUGGAGCAGAGAGGGCACUGGAAAUGAGAGGCCCCUAUGAUAUUGCAACACUAGGUUUGUUGUUUGGACUGACAGAAGGAAUUGCCAAGGCUGCCAUAUCUACAAACUGCCGUUCUGCUGUUCUGCAUGGAGAAACAAGAAAGACUGCUUUUGGCGUCGUAUACACUGUGAAGAAGACUUGCUUGGAAGAGGAAGAAGCGGAACCAGUUUGUAAAAAAGCCAAAAAAUCUUAGUUCCACAUAUUUCUAAUUAUUUUUGUCAUUCUUUGAUGUGUUGCUUUUUUUAUUUAAAAUGAGAGCAAUAGCAGAUUAACCUGUUUCUGCUUCAAUCUAGGGCAGCUAUUUCUGUAAAACAAUAAAUAACAACGGAGAAAACUUUGCAAUAGUUUAACGUUUAUUGUUAAACCAUAGAUCAAAUACAGAGUAUUUUGUUUCUUUAGACGCAAGUCUGCUGCAGAACAUUUGGGAGUUGUAUUUCCAUUAAAGAGCCAUUAAUUAAGGAUCUCUUUAGUCUCUGGAAACCGUUUCCGUAUUCUGUUUUACUCUGCAUUAAAUAUGUUAAUAUGCCGGC